AUGGAGGCUUUCACGUUGUGUAAGGGAUUAUUGAAUCCGAAAACCUUCAACAAGUUCAGUUUUAUAGUAAAUGUUCUUUGGAUUCUAGCUGGGAUCACAUUGUUUGCAGUGUUAAUCAAAGAAUCGAGGUCUGACUUCCGCUGUGAUGUGAACAAUGCUAAAGUCGACAAGGACUUCGUCACUCAGAAGUGUUUCGUGGAAUACGAAAAGCUAUACAACAAGCUGUCUGUUCCUCUUUACGGUUUUGUGAUUGCUAACUUCUCUUUUCCUUUUAUUGUUUGCGUGAUAUAUUCAAUAUGGGCGACGCCAAGAGUAAAGAAACUUGAAAGCAGAAAUAUAGAUGCUAACACAACUCAAAGAAAACUCUUUACAACGUACUGUUGUCAACUUGCCACUAGAUUUUGUGUCGGGAUUGUUUUUAUCCUCCUUCUAUUAAGUGAAGUCUUUUAUCCUCGUGAAUUUCCGUUAAACUUCAAGUGUAACUUCAUGAGAGAAGUCAAUCAAUCAGCAAAUACGACUGGGACAGCACAAACUCCAACUUAUGAAUGCAACAAUAAGCGAGCUCAUCCGAAAACCUUUUGGAUGUAUGCCGUAAGUGGGGCGAAUGGAAUUCUUGCAGCUCUUCUUUUAUUUGAGUGUUUUGUUAUUUUGUCUCGGGCAAGAAAAUGGGGAAAACACUUCAUGAAUGACUUACAGUUCUAUACUGAUCAUCUUACAUCUACCGGCAAUUACAAUCCCCUGGAAGAACGGGUGCAGCUUGAGGAACGAUUACACGGAGAAUGUUCAGCUCAGUUGGAAACUUCUAUCAAGUCCAUGAAGGAAAGUGUCUUAAAGAAUACCGAUCGACUUAGAGACCUCUCGUCACCCUUGAAACCGAACCCGGGUGAAGGCGAUAAACCUAAAGAUUUUAAACUCGACCAAAUUUACACUAAUUUAAUUUUUCAUCCUGGAAGAGCCGAUUAUCACUUUCCUGAAAACCGACGGGAACAGCUAAAAAUGUACCCCAAACCAGAGAGAAAAUUACCACCAAAGAGACCCGGAGAUAUUGUUGAUGAUCUGCACAAGAAUAUUCUAAUCGUUGGUCGCCCUGGAAUCGGCAAAACAUUGUUUUGCACGAAGUUUUUACGUCUUUGGGCAAGCGACCGCUUAUUCGAGGAAGCGCAAAAUCCAGAAUUACGAUUUGACGUUGCUUUCCUCGUUAAAUUUAGGAGACUGAACUUUACUGCUAAGCUUAACCUACGAGAACUAUUGGAUUACUCAGAAUUUUCAACAGAUAUGACUGAUGAGGUAUGGCACUACAUUCGUGAAAACCCAAGCAAAGUACUUUUUGUUUUCGAUGGAAUUGACGAAUACUCUGCAAGGAAAAAGAUACAAGAAGAUGACUCUAUUUAUAGAGACACCGUGGAAGAAAAAAUGCCUUUACAUGCAUUGUACACGAAGAUUACGUCGGGAAAACUUCUUGAUGGAGCCACUGUUUUAACGACUACAAGACCUACUGCUGUAUCAUGCGUAAGAGACCCUGACCCUAGCAGAGUAAUUGAAAUUCUUGGAUUUUCAUCAGGGCAAGUGAAAAACUACGUGGAGAAGUACACAGGCGAUGACAAAGAUGCAGGAGCAACGAUAUGGCAACAUAUCAGCAACAACCUUAACCUCUUUUCGCUGUGUUAUAUUCCUGUCAACUGUUUCAUCAUUUGUUCGUGCCUGCUAUACAUCCUAAAGACCCAAUUAACUUCAUAUUCCGCUGAUGCUUUUGCAAGGUUACCAACUAAACUCACUCAUAUACAAUGUAUACAGCUGCGCCGUAAAGCUUAUAUUCUUCAGGCACAGUAACAGAUACCGUAAUAAAACUGUUGGCCAGGACGAAAUUACGACACCAUUCGAAGAGCUGCCUGAAGAUGUGAAAGGGGAUUUUAAGAAGCUGGGAACAAUUGCUUUUAAAGGAAUUAAAGAAGGAAGAUUAACCUUUGAAUCAGAAGAAGUUGCGAACCUAGAGGAUUGUGGCCUACUUCAUCGCUUGCCUGAUUUAAAACCAGGGGCGAAGCGACCUCUCGAAAACCCAAAGCUCAAUACUGCUUCCAGCAUCUGA
Messenger RNA from Porites lobata, 2086 nucleotides. The record is from the annotation of a GenBank genome assembly. NCBI's taxonomy places the organism in Eukaryota, Metazoa, Cnidaria, Anthozoa, Scleractinia, Poritidae.